UCCUCUUUUUUCUAAAAGCUCUCUCUCUCUCUCAUGUUUGUAUAUGUUUUCGAGUUUCUAGAGAGAGAAACAGGAGGAGUCUGGGCUACGGAGUGGAGUUUCUCUCUCUAGCUGAAAGCAAACUCUUCUUUUUUAUUUUUCUGCUUCUAAGAUUAUUAUUCGAAGUGCAGACAUAAGCUAUGAAAAGUACAUGUAUUUCUGGCAAUACAAGUAAUGCUGACAAGGGAGAUGAGGAUGAAGCUGCAGUCAAACACUUAAGUGAGGAGGUUGUCUUGGGGGAUCUGAUAUGGGUUAGGCUCCGUGGCUCCUCAUGGUGGCCUGCACAGGUUGUUGAUGAAAACACUGUGACUCGGAGAAAUAAACCUAGAAACGGAUCAGUGGGUAAAGUUCUUGUUCGACUGUAUGGAAGCUAUAAAUACAUGUAUGUGGAUCCUAUGACAUGUCGCUCGGGGUUUGAGAAUAUACUAAAGGAAAACAAUGGAAACUAUAGAGAAAUACUUGAGAAAACUCUGGAGCAGGAUCUUGCUCGCUUCAAAUCUGGUAGAGCGAAGGGGAAAGAAUCCAUAUUCAAAGGAAAAGUGAGAGUUGGUGCUCCGCAAGACAGAAAAGCUAAGCAAAAUACUACCAAAAAAAUCCAGGAAAUAGAAUUCCCAAUUUCAACAAAUGGUACCCCGGGUAACCAUCCAUCUGCAAGUGUUCAGGUAACUAGCCCUAGCUCUAGAAAGGUCUCUUCAAGCGGAUUGUUUUCAGAAAAUACUGAGGAAACAAAAAGUGAAAAACAAAAGCGAGAAAGGGUGCAGAAGAAACUCAAAAGAAAUCACCCAAACUCGGUAAGGAGUUCACCAAGGCUUACAGGUGUUUCAAAACCACAAACAACGUUGAAGAAUGGUGAAUUACUUCCAGAAAAUGUGAAAAGGGGAGGAAAAACUAAAGAACAAAAUCCAGAUGUAGUGCAUAAGAAACAUGACCCAAAUAGCAAAAGCUCUAAAAGCGAGGCAGCAAGAAGCAAAGCUGCUAAUCAAGAUGGUGGAAUGCAGAAAAAGCUCAAAGCAGAAACCAUGAGCCCUGUGAGCAGCAACUUCCACAGGAAAAUCCCAAGAACUGACAGCAAGAAGAAGAAAAGUCAUGCAAACUCUUGGUUUGAUUGCUCCUUCUGGGUCUCCAUUCCACCGAAAUGGACUUUAACCAAGCUUGUCUCUCUGCACUUCAAAAGCCACAAAGAAGUUUUAUCAGCUAUUGUCAUGUGGUGUGGAAGAUCUGCAGCCAACAAAGGCAACAACCCGCAUUUUGCUUUGCAAGAAAAAUCUAUCUUCAGCCAGUUUUUGGGAGAAAAGAUAUGGAUAUGGAACUGAUUGGUGGGUUGAUCUUCGGUCUGAAAUUGGUCAAUAUGACCUUUUUGUGAUUCUGUUGAGCUUCCUGUAUGGUAGUCAUGAUAAAACUAAAAAUUAACUAUGUAAAAGUCAUUUGUGACUCCACAGAACUUGGAUGUAAUUUCGGCUAUGCUUCUUUCUUUGUUUGAAGUGUUCUAGAUGUACUUUCAAUUUGCUAUACUCAGAAGAAAUAUUUUCCAAAAUUUAUCAUCCUGAUGUUUGCUAAA
Molecule: messenger RNA, 1597 nt
Organism: Camellia sinensis
Lineage: Eukaryota; Viridiplantae; Streptophyta; Magnoliopsida; Ericales; Theaceae
Source: RefSeq, a predicted model, not a curated record